Molecule: messenger RNA, 7478 nt
Organism: Maniola jurtina (meadow brown)
Lineage: Eukaryota; Metazoa; Arthropoda; Insecta; Lepidoptera; Nymphalidae
Product: C3 and PZP-like alpha-2-macroglobulin domain-containing protein 8
Exons: 25
Coding region: 236-6007 (1923 amino acids)
Cellular component (GO): extracellular region
Molecular function (GO): endopeptidase inhibitor activity
Source: RefSeq, a predicted model, not a curated record
ACCUGCUACGGAGCAGACGUCUACGCCGUAGCGCAUCCAGAGACCUUGACACGAUUUAGCCCCGCCUGAUACGAAUUAGCAAUCGCGAAUUUAGCGUAAUUAUCAAUAAAAAUUAUGACAUUUAGCAAUUAUGAUAAAACUGUAGUUCAAUAGUGCUUGUUUUAGUGUUUGUGGACUUUUGCAACCGUGAUAUAAGAUCUGUACAGCACUAAAGAGAUGCGCUGACGGAACAAAGAUGGCCGCUAGCGUGGUGUUGUUAGCGCUUCACUUCGCCGUCGCAGCUGCCGGGAAGUGUACCACUGGGUUCUCAGUGGUGGCUCCAGAGGUCGCGGUACCUGGCAAGACAACCGCUGUGCUCGUCACUCUACACGGCAGAGCUGAGGAUGGCACCUUGGAUCCUCUGAACGUGACCGUAAGACUUGAAACCCAAGACGCUGAUAACGAUGUCAAACUGCUGACUACUGCUAGCCAAAUGAUUACGGGUUACGGCAUCAUUCCUCUAAAGAUACCGUCAUCGCCAGCAACUCAUUGCACGCUCCAUACCUCGGUUGGAUGCGUCGGCAAUGACGAAUGUACCGCAAAGAGUCACAGCGUUAUUAGGCUCCUGGGGCCUGUUCGAGAUGUGAUCGUCCGACCCGCAAGACAUCAUUACCGACCGGGGGAAACCAUAACGUUUUGGAUAUUGGCCCUCGACCAUGACCUUCGGUUGGUGAGGGAUGAGGUCGCCUACAUCGCACUUAGCGACCCCGCGGGCACCAAAGUCGCUAUAUGGGACCAACUUUCCAUGGAUGAAGGUGUCCGCAAGCUAAGUGCAAUACUAGCGGCUGGAGCUCGCUCAGGCACAUGGAGGGUAGAAGCGCACUGCGGUGGCGGUUCCGCACGCGUGGACCUCACUGUGGGAACUGGGCUGGGCAGCACCACCCCUGCUACUCCUGCUGCCGAACAACACUACGUAGAACUGAAGUUUGCUGACAGCAUGCGGCGGAGGUACAAGCCUGGACUGCCUUUUGUUGGUCGUGUCGAAGCCAUGAGCACGGAGAAACGGGUUCGAGUCCGGGUGAAGCUCUAUGACGAUAAGACGGAUAUCUACAGCCAGGAUAUCGAUAUGUCUACCGGUGAAGGUGGAUUCAUCGUACCGACAGUCAUGGCUGAUGCUCCUUACAUCAAUUUACAAGCAGAGCUGGUAGCCGUGGAGGGAAAAGAGAUAGAGACCCAUUACGUGUUGGCUCGGGAACGCAUCCGACGAUGGAACUCCACUUCCAAAUGCUACCUCCUGGUUGAGAACUUGCCUACGCCUCUACAGGCUGGCGGCAUAGCAAGCGCGAGCGUCUGGUCGUCAUGCGGCUGUCGGCAGCGGCUGCUGGCAGCUGUCACGAGCGGCGGCCGCGCGGUGCACUGGGCUGCGGUGCCGGCACCAAACCCCGCAGACAACACCGAUCUGUGUCGAUUCAAUUAUACGUUCCCCGUGACAGCUGACAUGGCGCCGGUCAGCUCGCUGCUCGUGUAUUACGUCACGGAGGCCGGCGAGCCUGUCAGUGACGUUGCCAGCUUCCACGUGCGACUGCUGCAUAAGGAGGUAGCAGUAGCGGUAGAGGAGAGACGUUGGUGGUACCCGCGAGCAGCCCUUCAGCUAAGAGUGCUGGCCCCGACCGACUCACUGAUGUGCCUGAUCGGCGCACGCGCACCGCCCGACACACGUUUUGAUGUUCAUCAGACACCAGCAGAGCAUGAAGAGCAGCCAGGCCCGGAGUUCGUAUCAGCAGGUGUAUCACUAUUCGUCGGAGGAGGCGCCUGCGGGGGUGGCGUGCUGUACAGACAACGGAGCGCGCCCGCGUCGCAUGCGCCCGCGCACCUCGUGCCGCCGGCUUCACACGACCGACUGUGGAUGUGGAAGUGCUUUAACUAUACAACCCAACUAUCAACAGAUGGCGUGACAAUUGCAGCACCUUCGGAAGCUGGACGCUGGUCUCUAUGGGCUCUGUCUCUUUCUAACCGUGGUCUGCGGUUCUCUGCGCCAAGAACUAUAAACGUCUUUCGACCAAUACAGCUGGAUUUCUCCCUUCCACCAGCUUUGAAGGUUGGAGAAACGGUAGAAGUCGAUGUAAAGAUCACCAAUAACAUCAAUAAUUGCAUGGAUGUAACCGCUCUUUUGGCUCUUAGUGCAGGCGCAGCAUUUGCAAGUACCGGUGCUCUGUAUGUCACUGAACGUUUGAGACUUGGACCUCGGGGAGGGACGCAAUUAGUCGUGCGUGUGGCUGUCAAUACUCCUGGGAGGAAGAACAUUACUGUGGAGGUAACCGGAUACAGCGCGGAUAACUGCUCGGUGUCGUAUACGUCUUUCAACAACGAGACUCUAGUCGGCUCUGUCAUCCGAUCCGCCAGCGUGUUGGUGCUCCCCGAGGGACUGCAUAGGAGUGACACGCAGAGUGCAUACUUUUGUGCUAACGAGCAUCUCGCGGUCUCAUCCCGUGGCUCAUGGGAGUGGCAAUGGGUGGCUGCACCGCGAAACCGAGCGGGGCUGGUGUUGGAGCUGCGGGCUCAAGGAGCUGCCCAUGUUGCCCUGUCUGCUAUACGAGAACCUUCAGAUGACAUGUACCGAGUUGUUUUUGAGAGGACUCGUGUUUGGAUUGCUAAGGGAAAACAUGGCUACGAUGUCCAUCUAGCGAGUGCAGAGCAAACAGAAAGUGACGAGGAAUGUGCUGGUGCUAACGCCUGGUGUGCGUGGUGGGUAUGGUGGGAAGGAGGACGAUUGUCGGUCGGUCGCGGUGCCUCUCCAUCUGAACGAAGACUGCUGGUGUGGCCACUGACGUCCGAUAUGAGGAUCAAAUACGUUGGAUUUAGUGCACUGUGGGGAGAUAAGGCUGAUUUCAGAAUAUGGAACUUCAACGAGGAAGCUGGUUUCUCUCAAGUUCUGGAACUGGGACUUCCUCACGGCGUAGUCCCUGGCUCCGCGAGUGGAACACUUCUAGUCUCCGGUGGUCUUCACCUGCCGCUAUACAGCCUUCAAACAGACUCCUCUGACCAAUGGGCAGAUGUGUGGAGAGAUUCCCAGCUAUCAGCCGCUUCAGCUAGUUUGGCUCCUUUGUUGGCUUUGGAGCAUAUUCCGCAUUUGGUUGACGAGAAUGAACGGGAGAGGAUUUUGAAGAAGUUGCCAGAACAGGUCCAAAUUCUCCUCUCGUUCCGCAAAAGCGAUAAUUCAUUUAGUGACCAUCCCGCUGUAAGCAGUCACUUAUCAACGAUCAAGAUCCUGGAAAUUCUUAACAAAAUACAAUCAUACUAUCCGGUCGAUCCAAAUCUACUACAAUCUAUCAAACAUUGGAUACAAUCAAGACAAAAUCCUGAUGGAUCUUUUACCCCGCUAUCGGCCGAUAAAGAAGUUGAUUACUAUCCGGUUGAAAUCAAAAAAACUAACAGUUCUGAAAAAGAAUUUGAUGUAAACGAAUAUUACUAUUAUGAUAAAGAUGGGAAUAUGACUGAAGAAGAAGUAGAGUGGGAGAGAACGGUUGAAGUAACUGCUGAAACUUUGGUAGCGUUGUUGGAGGUUGGAGUUGAAAAUCAAUUGGAUGCAGAUAUAGCAAAGAAAGCUCAAACCUAUUUGGAGAAAAAUCUGUUUAACCUUACUUCGCCAGCUGCCCUAGCUGCAACUGUAUUGGGCCUUGUCUUAGCCAGGAGUCCUAUCGUACCAGAAGCAUUAGUGAUCCUCAGAAAUGCAUCAACAACUGAAGAAGGAGAAUUUGGAUGGCCAGCGCCGAGGAAGGAUGCUGCAGACUGGCUUUUAGAAGAAACUUCGAGGAAUAUUAAAACUACUUCUUACGAAGCAGUAACAAUGGAACAAUACGUGGCCGGAGUCAGGGUUCUGCUAGCAGCGUGUGCGAGAGGAGCUCUAGCAGAAGGAGAAGCGGCAGCGAGGUUCCUAUACUAUCGAGCUUCGACCCUGCAGCGGCAUCCAAGCCUCGCUUACAGCGCUACUAAAGCGGCCGCGCAGUAUGCCGCAUUGGCUCAUGAUAGGCAUCGAGCUCUCACAGUGUCUCUUGCAACAGCAGGAAUGGAACUAACAGAUACGCUAGAACUUCGCGCAAAAACUCCGCCCAGGCCUUUGCAACUGCCUGGUUUGCCGACCAAAGUCUUUGUUUACGCUACUGGUGCUGGAUGCGCUACUGUACAGGGAACCAUAUCUUAUUCAACUUACACGCCAAAACCAGCAAACGCACUACUCAGUAUCCGAGCUGGAAUCAUUGAAGAGAUUCGCCCAGAGAGGAGCAGCAUCGAGGACUUGCAAGGAAACUUGCCUACCCUAAUCAUUAAAACAUGCUUCAAGUGGAAAGGCAAAGAGCGGUCUGGUAUACUGCGUCUAGAAUCAUCACUCUUCUCGGGCUAUGAACUGCAUUCAGUCAACCCGGUUGUAUUAGAUGGUGCUACGUUCGCCGAUUUACAUUAUGGCUCUCGUGGCGAAUCCGUUUGGUUUGUUUUUACUAAUAUAAGCUCCACCUGUCCAGUUUGCGUGACCUACGAGGCAAGAUCGAGAUUCGUUAUAACAAGUCUUCGACCAGCAUUUGCUAAAAUCUACCCUUCGAGCAGACCCGACUUAGCCGUAGAAACAUUUUUCCAUGCGAGACCUGGUAGUCCUUUACUCCGAGGUAUCACUGAUGAUGAUUUUAUUACUUGGUUCGAUAAAACUCAACUCGCCAGUCUAAAUUCUAGAGCAAGUAUCGAUAAUAUCUGUGAGUGUGGUCGCAUUUGCAGCAGAGAUUAUGAAUUUCGAAAAGACUAUGAAAAGAUACAUAGUGUCAAUAAUACUAGCAGUGAAAUUAACAAAAUGGAUGACUGGGUAAGUACAGAGCCUACGACACAAUUUGUCUCACAGAGUACUGUAGCUAUCGCAGAAGAUCCGAUUACUGAAACUGUAACAGAAACUUCACCUUCUACUAUUGAAUUAAUUGCUGUAACAUCAAAUAUUAUUUCAACCAGCGUUUCUUCAAAUAGCGUUAGCUCUACCAAUUCAAAUAUUUCGACGGAUAAUUUCACUAAACGUGUUGACGAUCCUAUUAUAAUUCCAACUAUGACAUACUUUAAUAAUACUGAAAAUCAGGAAACCAGCAAUGAAAUAAAACCAAUAAUUCCAAAUGUUAAUGGAGAACUAAUAGUUCAAAAAUUGCCUUCAGUUGCAAACUAUCCAAAGAAACCAGAAUUGCGAAAGAAACUACUGCCUCGACGAAAAGGUACACUUAAAGCUACUUAUGGAGAUAAACACGAAAGAUUUUUUGAUAAGUUAAAACCUUUGGAUGACAAUAUGAACAUUACAAAUAAAAAAACAAACAUUUCACGUCUAAAUAAAAUAAUUGACAAAAAAAAUAUGCAAGAAAUAAUUAACAUCAGCACAACAAAUCCACCUAUCUUUACAACUCAGAAGUUUGAUCCUACUGAGAAAAAAGAAAUAUUAUUUAGUACAACUUUAAACAAUGUAGAGAAGGAAAUAAGGCAUACCACCAAACCAAUUUUUAUUAGUACUCAACCAGAAACAACCGCAGUACCUCACAACAUAGCAGCUAUCACAAAGAGCAAUAUCAAAACAGUUCAUUACAGGACAAAGAAACCUAAACCAAAAACUCAGAUAAAGAAGCCAAUUGUAUUUCACAAUCAAAGCUAUGACAAGCAUAAUGAUGAUAAUAAAACAGUGAAACCAGAAGUGAUAAUUAAUAAGACAAAAACAAGAGCUAUUUUAACUGAACAAUAUAUAGCAAAACCGCUUAAAUCUAUCAACAAAGAAAUUCACAAAAUACCAUCUACACCGAUUUCUGAAACUUCAAAAUCUCUUAAUAACCAUCCAAAGCCUGACAUUGCUCCUGAAAAUAGGGGAGGUUUUGAAAUAUUAGACAAAAAUAACAUUUGGGAACUACUCAAAGAAGGCCCAGAUCCGAACACAUCCAAAAUCGAUGAUAAAGUUCAGGUUCACAAUAGAUUAACCGAUGUGUCAAAUUUAACACAAAACAGUAAUCGCUCUUUAUAAACUCUGUUGUUAUAUAAUGUUUAAGGCACAAAGACUUCAGCAUAUUUUUAUAAUACUCACUCCCAUUAUUUCAAUGAAAUGUUAAUACUUUAUAAAUUUUCCGUAAAAAUAACUCAUGUCAAAUUCCUAGAGCACAUUCAUUGUUGAUUGUUAGAUCGGUAAUGUUGCACUAAUUGUUCAUACUUGUUUAGGAUAAUCAAAUGUAAAUAAUGGAGUGUAUUGUGUAAUAUUUGAAAUGAUAAACUUAAUGUUAAAGAUAAUGUGCUGUGACUAUUUCGAUGUGUGUCUUGCUGUAUCAUUAAGUACUAGAAGCCUGAUUUGAAAGCAAUGUAAUAAAAAUGAAAAGAUUGCCAAAUAAUUAGCUUACAUUUUUCAUUUUGCAUUAGUUCAGACUUCAGAUGGACUUCCUUGUUUGUAAUAAAAUUUAUAAAUUAUAAUAAAAAUACAUUAGAAUCAGCUAGAGUCGCCAAAUUAGUAACUUAUGGAAUCAUCUUGAAUUCUAUAAUGUACCUACUUUUAAGAUUUAGUUUAAAAAUAUCUACAUUUCUAUUAUAAGAUAUCGGCGUAAGUCCAAUGGUUGUAAAAAUAUUAAAUUUUAGCAUAGAUGAUGUAAGAUACAAUUUGUAAAUAUUUUCAAGUUGCCAAGCCCGAAUACCUACUAAUUAUGAUAGUUUUUCUAGUCCUAUGUCUUCUUAGAUCAUAUUCGUAUUAACCCUCUAGUGAUUAUGAAACGUAGAUCUUAGCAUAAUAAUUAUGCGAUGCCCCAGAAUUUCCAUCCGUCUAAUCUAUUCUUCUGUAUCUAUUGUAUGUAACGUAGAACUUCUGUAGUCGUUCUUAGAUGUUUUGUGUUUUAUUUAUUAGAAAUUAGAAUAUCUGUUUCUAGUAUUAUAUCUACAAUACAUUCUACGUUAAACUUGUAGAAACUACUAUUCAAUUAUAUUUAUAAUAUCCAUCUUCUAGAGUAUAUAUUUCUAAAGUGCUCGCUACUUUUAACUUGUUUUUUAUCUUAGAUUUUCAUGAAGAAUUACUAUUAUGUCAUUUACCUAUUUCUCGAAUAUAAUAGCAUACCUUUUAUUUUAAUAUCAUGAUAAAGAAUAUUCUGUCAUUUCUAUUAGAUAAGUACUAAUCUAAAUUCAAAAAUUGUUCUUCAGUUAUUACCAAUUUUUUACCAUUGAAAUACAAUGUAGGUACGGCUUGUAUUUUUUGAUGUAGUAAUUUAAAUAGAUAUAAGUGUAAUUUUAAGCUAGUUUAUAAUCUGCGUAUAAAUGUACGGUUGUAUGAAAAUAGGUGCUUGAGCGGAGGAUUCUCGUCAAUUUCGAUGUAAAAUAAAAUACAGUUUGAUGACAUAUUGUAUCAAAGUAUAGUUUUAAAUUUUUAAUUAAUUUCUGUGCUUACUCGUAAGCUAGUCACUUAUUUAAUAAUACCUCGAUGUACUGACACAGAUUAAAUAGAAUGGAUAAAGGAUAACACA